AUGGUGGCUUCCUUGCCAAUCCAGUUAUCCAAUGUUUGGAGAGACAUGAACAAGAUCGUGUUUGCUGCAUUUGCUCCAGCCCUUGUGUUUGCAAGCCUACCAAAAAUUGUUACCCUUCAUGAUAUCAUCUCUUGGUGGUUUAUGCCAGUGAACGUUGGGAGUAUGUUCUUAACCAGGGGAUUUCUUGGGUGGGUUGCAGGGAAGAUCCUGAAACCAGAAAAGCACCUCAGAGGCCUUGUUACUGCUAACUGCUCAGCCGGUAAAUUGGGCAAUUUGCUUGUCAUCAUUUUCCCGGUGAUCUGCAAUGAGGAUGGCAGUCCAUUUGUGGAGCCAAGUGAAUGA
Elaeis guineensis (African oil palm) is the source of this 342-nucleotide messenger RNA. Lineage: Eukaryota; Viridiplantae; Streptophyta; Magnoliopsida; Arecales; Arecaceae. The record is from RefSeq and is a predicted model, not a curated record.